Molecule: messenger RNA, 1082 nt
Organism: Phyllotreta striolata
Lineage: Eukaryota; Metazoa; Arthropoda; Insecta; Coleoptera; Chrysomelidae
Source: the annotation of a GenBank genome assembly
CUGACAAUUACCCAGCAAUUUUGUUAUGACAUGUCUGGUCACGCGGAAAAGCCGACAAACCAAGUGAACUCUAAUCCUUUUCAAGAUGACGCGAAAAACACAGUUUUGCACUAUGCCGCAGCGAAAGGCGACCUGCGAUGUUUCUCUGGAGAUUUGAAAAAAAUUAAACUUGACGUAGAAAAUUUCUUAGGAUGGACUCCAUUGAUGAUGGCCUGCAAAAACGGCCAUGUGAAUGUUGUGAAGACUCUACUGAGCCUCGGCGCAGAUGCCACUAAGUGCAAUAAAUAUUCAAUGUCUGUAUUUUUAAUAAGCAUUGCUGGGUUUAGUAUUGAAAUCGUGAAAAUCGUACUGGGGCAUUUGUUAACCGGAGGUGUAUCGAAGAGGAUAUUAGAAAGGGAAUUAUCACCGUUAUCGAUGUCAAUUUUAUUCAACCGGCACGACAUUUUAGAAUACCUAAUCAGGCAAAAUUUCUCAAUCGAUGCCAAAACACUUAACACAGGUAUAACUCCCUUGAUGUUCGCAGCUGCGAUGUCUGACAACGUCGCUUAUGCCAUGCUGGAGAAAUGCAAGGCUAGCGUUAAUAUUAAAAACCGUUUAGGCGAAACGGCGGUUGCGAUCAAAAAGAACAGGGAACCGAAGAAGAAGUCCUCCAGCAGGAAGAGGAAGCACAAGCAAAUCACUCCGGCCGAGAUGAUCUCGCGCAGUCGACACAUGAUGCCCUAUUUUCCGGUUAUCAAUAUAAUGUCGCCCAAUUUCGUCGCCGCGAGUCCCGUUUUGACGGCCAAUUGCAGCCCCAACGUGAACCUGUUGCCUGGAUAUUCGAUGGACAUGUAUGGGAAUAUUUUCCCGCACGAUGCGCCCCAGUUUGUGACGCCGUUGAAAAACCAGCAUUUCUAUUAUCCUCCGGAUUAUUCGGUGAAUCAAUUCGACCAUAAUUAUUUGGUCCCAAUGCCGAAUUAUAACGUGAAUAUUUGAAUUUAUCUGCUGGUUUUACGCUUUACAUUUUACUGACUUGUUUUAUUAUUGCAACUUUCUUUAUUUGUGUUGCUAAUUGUUGUAAGAAAAUUCAACGAACUCCUGCG